Messenger RNA from Engraulis encrasicolus (European anchovy), 2151 nucleotides. RefSeq names its product trichohyalin-like. The transcript is spliced from 3 exons. Bases 237 to 2018 code for a protein of 593 amino acids. The record is from RefSeq and is a predicted model, not a curated record. Lineage: Eukaryota; Metazoa; Chordata; Actinopteri; Clupeiformes; Engraulidae.
AUAGGAGCUACAAGUUGUCAAGUUGUAUGACCUUUUGAAGAGCACAUUUUCAUAUAUCUUCUGAAAUGAAGAGCCAUUUCUCGGCAAGAGAGAGAAGAGACCUCAGCAGAGAGAUGAACAAAGGAAUCAGGAACAGGAGGAUAGUCUGAGGAGGGGAAGUAUGAGGACAAACAUAGUGAACUUGAACGCAGCACUAUAGAAGCAAAGAUGGAGAUGAUGGGGACAUUAAAAUAAAAAUGAGAAACAAGGUUAAACAAAAGGAGAAGGAAUUGGCAACAGAAGCCCAGAAGAUGGACGAUGAGCAGAAACAUGGACAACUGGAGGGAAGAAAAGAGGGAAAGGGAAAGAAUAGCAAGGAGGUUGAAGAGGACAGGGAACCGUGUCUGAGGGACAAUCAGAUUCAAUUGAGGAACCAAAAAGAGAUCCUGGGUUUCCAAAAAUGGCAGAUGAAGGGGAACCAAACAGUGAUAGAAAAGGGGAGUUUACACAUGGAGAAAAUGGAGAAAGCAAAUAGGCAGAUGGAGGUAGAGGAGAGAAAAGAAGUAGGGCAAAGAUGGGUGGUGGAAGAAGCAAAGAGAAACGGAGAUAAAGCACUACAGGCAGAGAGCGGAAAUCAUGAAAUGCAAUGUCAAAUUGAUGAAAACCAAAGCGGGGGGCAAAAACACAUAGAGGCCCACAGAAAGAAUAAAGAAAGGCAAAGACAAAUGCGUGAAGAAGAGCCAGAGGUUGAAAGACAAGUAGGCCAAGAGAGAAAAGAGAAGGCAGAAAAUACAGUGCAACAAGUACACAUGGAAGUCGUCCGACAUGAGAGAAAGAAAGAAGCAGAGGGAUCAAAGGAAAAAUGGAUACCUAUUGAGAUAGUUGAAAAAGGAGCUGAUCAGAUGUAUUCACAGAGACAGAAAGAAGUGAAAAAGGUCAGUUGUCCUAACAAUAUAGAAAGACUUGAGACAGAGAUGGAUAGAGGAGGUAAACGGCCUGAGAGGCAUGGACAUAAAGAAAAGAUGCCAAAGCCUGAUCAGGUCUGCUGCAAGGCACAAGACGCAGGGACUGUUAAGACAAAAGAUGAACAAAAACAAGAGCUGGGACAUCAGAGCAAAAAGGAAGCAAGGAGACUUGCAGAAAUGUACAAUGUAGAUGGAGGGAAGCUGCCACCAGCUGGGCUAAAGCGCACAGAGAGCCCUCCUGGUGCUGGCCAUGCUGGGGAACCUCCAGGAUAUAUCUGCGAAUGUUGCAAGCUUAAGGAAGAGCUGCAAAUCAAAAGAGCUGUUGAAAGUCAGCAACAACUGGAGAAGAAAUGGGAAGAGGCGACCAGGAAGAAGAAUGAGGAGAGAGGCCUAGAGCCAGGUGAAGUUGACACACCAGAUGAAUCGCAAACUCAGGAUGGCGAUGACGGUGGUCCAGGUGCUGACAAUGCUGGGGAACCUCACAAGUCAAAAUGGCAAAUAAGCUUACUUGUGGAGAAAAGGCAAGAUGCUUUGAGAAAUACAGAGAGGCAGAUAAAAGCACUAGAAGGUUGGAAGGAGGAGCUUAAAAGUACAGAAGAGAAGGAGAAGAAUGAUGAGGAGGAGAAAUACUGGAGUAGACUUCCAGGAUAUAUCUGCAAAGGAUGCAAGGAAGAGCUGCAAAUCAAAAGAGCAGUCAAAAGACGGCUAGAACUGGAGAAGAAGAAAAGGGAAGAGGCAACCAGGAAGAAUGAGGAGAGAGUUGACACAUCAGAUGAAUCGCAAUCUCAGGAUGGCGAUGAUGGUGGUCCAGUGGGCAGAGACAGAAGGGGUGUCACAAGGAGAUUCCUCACAUGGGCCAAUCAAACAAUGAAAGAGAGACAUGUAAGGAAAAUGCAACGGUCUUUUGAAAGGGAAGAGAUUGAGGUUGAUGAACCUUACUGUCAUGUUUGGACGGGAAGGUACAUGAGCCGGACCAAGCGAGAGCAGAACAAGCGCAAAGCACUACUAAGAGCAGAGGCGUUGCGCCAAAAUCUGGAAUCAGCCUUGCUUAAAUGGGAAAAAAGGAAAGCAUGAGAGAAAAGAAGAAAAGAGACGGACCAAAAGCAAAGCCCAACUCCAGCCCAACUCACAGAAGAAUGUGGUAGCAAAUACUAAUAUCCUGGAUCGCCAUGGUAAUCAGAUGUAUUCCUCCAAGGAGAGAUACCUG